GACAUUAAUUAAUACUCAUCACCACUAGCUAUAUUAUCAAUACAAAGAAAAAGCAUACUAAUUAUCAAUUUCAAUGGAUUUCCUCAAGCUACCCUCUUUCCCAAUCCUUUUCUCUUUCCUCCUCUUUCUUCUUAUGGUACUUACAAUACUAAUAAAAACAACCAAACCAAGCUCUUCAUCAAAACUUCCACCAGGGCCAUGGAAACUACCUCUUAUAGGAAACAUACCCCAACUUCUUGGCUCCACACCACUCCAUCACAAACUCAAACACUUAGCCACAAAACAUGGUCCACUCAUGUACCUAAAAAUUGGACAAAUUCCAACCAUAAUAGCUUCAUCACCAGACUAUGCCAAAGAGAUCAUGAGAACACAUGAUCUGAAUUUCUCAUCAAGGCCACAAAUCAUUUACUCCCAAGUCAUGGUAUAUGAUUAUUCAGACAUUGGGUUUUGUCCUUAUGGUGAGUAUUGGAGACAAGUGAGGAAGAUUUUUGUGCAAGAGCUUUUCAACCCAACAAGAGUUGAGUCCAUAUUCAAGCCAAUUAGAAAACAAGAGUUGUUUGGUUUAGUAGAAUGGAUUGGUUUGAAUGAAGGGUUGGCUAUAAAUAUCAAUGAUAAGGUUAGUUUAGCCUUGUGUAGUAUUAUUUCUAGGGCUACUUGUGGUGAUAAGAAAAGGGUUAAUAAUGAAGAGAUCUUAUAUGUGUUGAUGAAAUCUGUGGAGGUUUCAUUAGGGUUUGAGGUUGCUGAUUAUUUUCCUUCUGUGAGUCUUUUUAGUUAUAUUAGUCGAUCUAAGCCAAAACUCAUCAAGUUACGUGAAAGGAUAUCAAGAUUAUUCGACAAAGUCAUUGAAGAACAUCAAGAGAAAAAGUCAACAAUUACAAGUGAUGAUAAUAUUGAUGAGGAAUUAUUUGAAGAUAUGUUUGAUGUUCUACUCAAGUAUUACAACAAUGGUGGUAAUAGAUUUUCCUUGACAUUGGACAAUAUUAAAGCAAUUGUUUGGGACCUCUACAGUGCUGGAAUUGAGACAUCAACCACAACAAUCGAAUGGGCAAUGGCUGAAUUGAUAAAGAAUCCAAUCAUAAUGAAAAAAGCACAAGAAGAGGUUAGAGAAGUUUUCAACAGAAAAGGGUCUUCAAAUAUUGAUGAAACAAUGCUUAGUGAAAUGACAUACUUGAUCUCAAUUGUCAAAGAAACCAUGAGAUUACACCCUUCUCUUCCUUUCUUAAUUCCAAGAGAAAGUCAACAUGAUUGCGAAAUCAAUGGCUUUGUUAUACCUGCGAAAACCCGAGCCAUGGUUAAUGUAUGGGCAAUCGCAAGAGAUCCUAAGUAUUGGACUGAACCCGAAAGUUUUAUUCCAGAAAGAUGGUUUAAUAGCUCUAUUGAUUCAAAGGGUAACCAUUUUGAGUAUCUUCCAUUUGGUGCUGGGAGGAGAAUAUGUGCAGGGAUAUCGCUCGGUCUCGUAAAUGUCGAGUUUACCCUUGCAUUGUUACUAUACCAUUUCAAUUGGAAACUCCCUAAUGGAAUGAAACAUGAAGAUCUUGACAUGAUUGAGUCACUUGGUGCAACACUCAAAAGGAAAAAUGUUCUGCAUUUGAUUCCCACUGCUUAUAUUAAUUAAUAUUCAUGCUUGAAAUACAUGAGAUGGAAAAAUAAGGUGAUGAAGGCAUUAGCCAUAUUAUGAUGAAUGUUCUACUUGCUAGUUUUAAUUUGCUUGUGUUUGUUAUGAAUUUCUUAAGGGAAAUUUGAUUUUCUAUACUUACAUCUACCUAAUAUUUUAUUUCUAAACUAAUACAUAUCACCAUUGAAAAUAUAUGACCACUUUAUCUAAAACCUAAAAAUACCCCUCUCAAAUUUUCCAUACUUUUUUUUAGU
Messenger RNA from Cannabis sativa, 1869 nucleotides. RefSeq names its product cytochrome P450 71D9. Gene Ontology annotation, molecular function: heme binding; oxidoreductase activity, acting on paired donors, with incorporation or reduction of molecular oxygen; iron ion binding. Lineage: Eukaryota; Viridiplantae; Streptophyta; Magnoliopsida; Rosales; Cannabaceae. The record is from RefSeq and is a predicted model, not a curated record.